GACAAAGACAACAAAAAACAACAAAAACGCUACAAAUAUUUAUUAGUAAACACUAAAAAUAUAAAAAAAGAAAACUCUCGCUUCUGCUUCAAAGCCAAACAAAUCAAAACAAACUUUUUGAACUUUAUACGACAGCAAGAUGCGUCAAAAGGAUUUACGCCCAGCACCCGCUCUAAUUGAGUUCAAGGGAAUGAAGUUCCUAAUCACUGAUCGGCCAUCAGAUGUCACCAUACAUCAUUACAUAUUGGAAUUGAAGAAGAACAAUGUAAACACUGUUGUACGUGUAUGCGAACCCAGUUACAACACCGAGGAGCUUGAAACACAAGGUAUCAUAGUCAAGGACUUGGCAUUUGAGGACGGCACUUUUCCUCCGCAGCAAGUCGUAGACGAGUGGUUUGAGAUUUUGAAACAAAAAUAUCAACAAAACCCAGAAGCUUGUGUAGCCGUGCACUGCGUCGCUGGUCUUGGUCGUGCACCAGUUUUGGUGGCAUUGGCUUUAAUCGAAUUAGGACUUAAAUAUGAAGCUGCAGUGGAAAUGAUAAGGGAUAAACGUCGUGGUGCUAUAAAUGCUAAGCAGUUGUCUUACUUGGAGCGAUAUAAGCCAAAAGCAAGGCUAAAGCACAAAAAUGGCCACAAAAAUUCAUGUUGCGUGCAAUAGAUUUCCAAAACCAUAAUAAUUCCCACCAGAUGAAAAGUGUUCAUUUUAAAGAAAAAAAGUAAAAAAAAAACAAAAACACAACAAAAAAA
Molecule: messenger RNA, 747 nt
Organism: Teleopsis dalmanni
Lineage: Eukaryota; Metazoa; Arthropoda; Insecta; Diptera; Diopsidae
Gene: PRL-1
Product: protein tyrosine phosphatase type IVA 1
Exons: 4
Coding region: 140-658 (172 amino acids)
Biological process (GO): protein dephosphorylation
Cellular component (GO): nucleus
Molecular function (GO): protein tyrosine phosphatase activity
Source: RefSeq, a predicted model, not a curated record